This is a messenger RNA of Penicillium olsonii, 927 nucleotides long. NCBI's taxonomy places the organism in Eukaryota, Fungi, Ascomycota, Eurotiomycetes, Eurotiales, Aspergillaceae. The record is from the annotation of a GenBank genome assembly.
AUGAACUCAUGGGACCCAUAUGCGAUAACAGAGGACCCCAAUGUCACGUUCAUCGUACCGCGAGAGCCGAGCGCCUGGCAACGAUUCAAACGACAACCAUUCCUCUUUCUCGCACUCAAGCUUUAUAAGUAUCGCCGAAUCGUUCUACCUCAACCACCAAAAAAGCCUGUCUCUGUCAUCUGCAUCUCAAACACUUACUAUCAGAGCCCCAAAAUACCAGAAGGGGAUGUCCUCAUCCAUGCAGGUGACCUUACCCCUGAUGGAUCACUCGCCUUCUUUCAAAAGACCUUGGACUGGCUCAAUGAACAGCCUCAUCCCAUCAAAAUUGUCGUUGGCGGUAUGAAUGACCAGCUUCUGGACCGCGCCAAAGGCAAAGGUCGCGGUUGGGAUCGUGGAGACUGUGACAAAAUCGACUGGGGCGACAUUGUGUACCUGGAAAACAGCGGCACCACCAUAACAGCUCCAAAUGGGAGACGGCUCCGUGUCUGGGGAAGUCCAAAUUCACCAAUUCGGGACGGAAAUCUGGGGUUCCAAUAUCGGCGCGAUGACUACUUUUGGUGUGAGAAGAUCCCUCAAGCCGUCGACAUCCUCAUCACGCAUACUCCACCUUACGGACAUCUUGAUUCCUGCAUUGGUUGCUACUGGCUCUUGAAUGAACUCUGGGAAAACCCCCCACGCCUUCAUGUCUUUGGUCGUGCAGAGGAAAACCACGGAACCGAAAUACUGCAGUACGACGAGCUCCAAAGCGCAGUGGAAUACAUCAUCGGUCGCGAAAAGGGUCCCAGUCAAUUCUGGGAAGUUGUUAAGGGUUUUGUGCUCUCUUGGUGUCGACCUUCUACCGGGCCUCGGACUCUGCUUGUGAAUGCCUGCAUUACUGGUGGCUUCUGGAAUUUGAAACGGCGGGAGCCGAUCACGGUUAUCAUUUGA